AUGUCAUCCGCAUAUGCCACAGACCUAUCGCAGUACCCAAUUUCUAUUUCAGGGGAUCAAAUCGUUCAAAACAUCAUACAAGUGGCCCAGUCAGACGGGAUAGACGCCGUUUCUCUCGAUCAUGACUUUUACGGAAUCAGUCAGUCUGGAAGAGUCUUUUCCUUGGCCUCCUUCCGGGUGGUUGAGAGCGGCCCGAACACAAACACGGGAACGUUGGAGUUGCAUAUUUUCAACUCGGACGGCGUCUCGGUGCCAAUCCUAACGAUCGGAGAGGACGGGACAACCAUCGAGGGAUCUCUCAAUGUCAAGGGUGGCCACACAUCGCUCGAAACCACCUCGGUCGUCGUGGAAGACAAAGACAUGGUUUUGGCCAGUGGCGCCACGUCUGUCGAUCACUUGGACAAGGGGGGUAUCAUCCUGGGGACGGAUGAGUCGGGAGCAAAGGAAAUGCUCUACGAUCUCGGCGGCGACAUGUGGAAAUCCAACAUCGGCAUCAACGUCGACACCGAUGCCGCCUUCACCGUCGGCGACGCGCAAACGAUAUUGGACGGCGCAGGACUUACGAUCGGAGACGUUUCUCUCACGGACGGUAGCCUUCAACUUGCCCCAGAUAUCUCUCUGGGAACGGAGGGGCUGGAAAUCGGCGACAUUUCGGUCACACCGCUCGGCGGUCUUGUUAUCGGAAGCUCCGAUGGGUCGGAUGUCGAUACAACCGUCGUUCUCAACAAAACGGGACUGACGAUAGGAGAGGAAAUAAAUCUUGGUGUAGAUUCGGGAUUGUCUAUUGGUUCCGACGUUCUACUCGAUGAACAGGGUCUGUACCUAAAAAACACAGAGGCAGCACUCUACCUGGGUCAAACAGGGUGGAAGAUCGCGUACGACUCGUCAUCACACCACUUACUUUUCGAAUUCUACGACGCCAACUCCAGCUCGUAUGUAACAAAGGCAGAGUUCAAAGCUUAG
Ectocarpus siliculosus is the source of this 963-nucleotide messenger RNA. NCBI's taxonomy places the organism in Eukaryota, Phaeophyceae, Ectocarpales, Ectocarpaceae. The record is from the annotation of a GenBank genome assembly.